Molecule: messenger RNA, 5731 nt
Organism: Periophthalmus magnuspinnatus
Lineage: Eukaryota; Metazoa; Chordata; Actinopteri; Gobiiformes; Gobiidae
Gene: cgnb
Product: cingulin b
Exons: 21
Coding region: 273-3782 (1169 amino acids)
Cellular component (GO): myosin complex
Source: RefSeq, a predicted model, not a curated record
ACGGAACCUCCCACCAAUGGAGUCGGUGCUGAGGCGGGAUCAUGUCUUCCUCAUAUUCUGGCAACAGGUUGCACGGAGGAGCGAUGUCUGUAGUUCACGCAGUUCUGAGUACCAUAUUUUCAUCCCACUAAGAGCGCGCUGAGCUGCUGGCGUAGCGGUCAGACGCACGGGUCUCAGAGAAGAGAUAAACAGCGCAUUCAAACUGGAGAUUCUUGCUGUCUUCGGGGGUGCAGUGAAAUAAGAGAAUAAGGAGCUAAAACGGGGGUACAACUAUGAGCAGUCUGUCUGGUGACAGGAAGCCGCUUGUGGACUACGGCGUUCAGAUCCGCUUCAUCAAAGACCUUCACGACGCUGGCGGAGGUCUCCCGGACAAGACCAAAGCCCAGCCCGCCUCUGCCCCUGCCAACAAGUACGGAGUUGCUGUCCGGGUACAGGGGAUCUCUGGUCAGCCCUACGUUGUCCUAAAAGAUGGAGAGAAAGGAGAUUCAUAUGGGGUACAACUUAACACCCCCUCUCCCAGUUCUGGACCACCUUCACCGUACAGUACUCUUUCAAAAAACAAAGAAGGUCCAGAUUUUGUGAACCCUUAUAGUCCAAAUGACAACACUUCUCCAUCCCCUGUGUUGCCAGCUGAGGAGGAGAUGGGUGAGAUUUUUGGGAGCCCUCUUAGGAGACCACCAGGAGAUGGUCAAGCUGGGACACAGGGUGAAGAUGAGGUAGUAGCCACUAAGAAGUCAGAAGACCACACAAAAGUUGAGAUCAAAGCCAACGAGGCGAGCAAAGACCAAACAAGUGAAGAAAAGUACAAUGAAGCCGGACUAAAACCGGUCAGACCAAACGGACUUGGACCAAAGGGGGUCAAAAGCUCUAGUUACUCGCUAAAUAAACUCAAUUCUUCCCUGGACACAUUUCCGGACCCUCCCAACUUUGAUGUAGCCCCCGCCCCAGCUAUAGACACAAACUCUUUAGCCCCCAUCAACAAACUGAUUAGUAAAUUCAAUUCAACGUCAGGUAGUGUUCAGCAAACUAGGGGGCGCAGUGGAGCAAGGCAAAGAUUGAAAUUUGAUGAACGGCGAAGGUCAAGAAGUCUCGAUGCCAGAAAAGAAAUCCAACCUGAAAUUGCGUCACCUACAUCUCCCACUGUGAAUCCUUAUGGGCCGCCCCUCUCCUCUUCCACAAACUCUAUAUUAAGUAAUAAUAGUCUUGGUAGGAAAUCGCCGACUGUUGCUAAGGUGAGUGCACUUGAGGCCCCAAAACCAAGCUAUAAACCGCAAGGGAUGUUUGUUGCCAAGGACACGCCGCCAGCAAUAUCAAAAAAGCCAGACAUACAGCCAAGGAGCUUUAGCACAGAUGGAGAGGAAGCCCGGAUCAAGCAGGCGAUUCUUAACAUACUGAAAGAAGGAUCUCUUGAAAAUGACCUAGUGCUCAGAAGAAAAGCCAAUACUGUCUAUGAGACGACCAAAAUCAUAAAGACGGGAGCGACUGAGGGAGGUCUGAAAAAGGACUCACUUGAAGAUAUUCAAGAGGAACUCAGUCGAUACAAGAGAGAUCUGCAACAAGCACAAGAUGAACUUGCAGUGGAGCGAAUGUCCCGUGAAGCAUCAGAGUCCCGCCUGCGUCUCCAGGAGGACCAGCUGGCAGGGCUUCAGGAGGAGCUCAGGAGGGUCUCUGAACUCACCCCUCCAUCAGACUCCAUUCAGACGGAUCUAGUGGCUCUUCAGGCAGAGCUAGCUGAAGCCACAAUGCUACGUCAACGGCAGGAGGAGACACUCAGACAGAGAGAGCGUGAACUAACUGCCCUGAAGGGGGCGCUAAAGGAGGAGGUAGAGUGUCACGACCGUGAGAUGGAGACUCUGAGAGAGCAGUACAGUAUAGACAUGGAGAACCUGAGGAGGACCAUGGAGCAAGUGACGCAGUCCCAGGAGCAGAUCGAGGAGGAGAGGGAGAGAGUGAAUGCCUCUGUGUUGACGCUAGAGGAGGAGCUGGAUAGGAGCAGAGUCAAAGAAGAAGAGUGGAAAAAACAACUGGACUCCACCAACCAGGACCUGAGCAGCAUCAAAGACCAGACGGAGAGGCACUGCAGCAGCCAAAAAUUGGCAAAAACAUCUUUAGAAAAGGAAGAAUUUGAAAAGGAAGUCAAGAGUCUCAAAGAGUCAAUGAAGAAACAAGGUCCUGGAUCGGAUCUGAGCGGUUUGGCUGAGGAGCUGCGCCGUUGCCAUGAGGACCUGAAGAGGGCUCGGGCCGAUCUGGAGAAACAAAAAGGCGAAGUAAAUGAGAAAUCUGAUGCUCUUCUUUCUCUGAGAAAAAGCAGCACUGCAAAGGAGGCAGAGCUGAAUGAAGAGAUCAAGAAGUUAAAAGAGCAGUUGGAAAAGGAGAAAGAUGAACUGGAAAGAAUCAAAGAGUCAUCUGCUGGAAGUGGAAAAACUGUGGUGGACUAUGGCGCCAACUCUGAGCUGCAAGAAGCAAACAGCCGUCUCCGUGAGCGACUGGCCAGAAUGACGAGGCUGCACUCCACCCCUCGAAGCGCAGAGACAGAGGAGGCCAUGGAGGCUUUAGAGGAUGAGAACCGAGCCCUGAAAUCACACCUGGAGGAGGCGAAGAGGGCCACGACGCGCCUCACCAAAGAACGGGAUGAGCUGAACAGGCGUCUGGAGGAGAGGGACCUGGAGCGAGACGCCCUGAGGAGGGGCAAGAGCGACUUAGAGGAGCAGAAGAGGUUACUGGACCGAGCACUGGACAAGAUCAACAAAGAGAUGGAGAUGAUGAUGGGCGACUCACGUCAGUCGGUGGCCACGCUGCAGUCUCAGCUGGAGGAGUACAGGGAGCGCUCCCGUAAAGACCUCCAGGAGGCCCAGAGGAACAGCAAAGACCGACUGGCCGAGCUGCAGCGGGCUCAGGGCAACCUCAAGGCCCAGCAGGAAGAGGUUUCUCGUCUGAAGAAGGACUUGUUGUCAUGCAGCGAGGAGAGAGACAGCGCUCAGCUGGAGAGGGACCUCCUCAGUAAUCGCCUCAAACAUUUAGAGAGUGAACUGGAGACUGAGAAGAGCAGCCAGACAGACCGCUCCAGAGAGAUCCGUGGGCUCGAGGAUAAAAUAAAGUCUUUAGAAAUUGAGUUGGAUGAGGAGAAGAGCAGCGUAGAGCUCCUAAACGACCGCGUCACACGCAGCAGAGAUCAGGUGGACCAACUGCGCUCGGAGCUGAUGCAGGAGCGGUCAGCGAGACAUGAUCUGGAGAUGGACAAAAGUGCACUGGAAAGACAGAUGAAAGAGCUGCGGACUCGUAUGGCUGACAUGGAGGGGCAGAGCAGACCCUCGCCCGGCCUGGCGUUGAUGGAGAGUAAGAUCCAGGAGUUAGAGGAGAGAUUGCGUAGCGAAGAGAGGGAAAAGGCCAGUAUUUUAGCCUCUCAAAGACGAACAGAGAGAAAACUUAAAGAACUCAAUGCAACACUGGACCAGGAGAGGACUCAACAUGUGGAGCAGAGAGAUCAGCUGACCCUUCGAGUGAAGGCUCUGAAGAGGCAGGUGGAUGAGAGUGAGCUGGAGGUGGAGCGCUUGGAGGGCGUCCGUCGAAAAGUGCUCAGAGAUUUAGAGGAACAACAGGAACUACAGGAGGCGCUGCAGGCUAAGGUGUCCGCAAUGGAGUCGGAGCUGAAGCGUAAAGCACUUUCAACCCAUCGCUCCACUAUAGGCUCUGCUUUGAGCUCAGAAGACGAAGACGGUUUCUAUGACACCAGCCUCUCCACCCUCUUGAGCGAAAGUCACCUCCAAACCUCCAACUGCUGAAGAAAAACUAACAUUGUGUAAUUACCCCCACUCCAGAAAGAAAAUACUCAGGGUAAAACACCCAUUUGUAUGAAAAAGACCAAAACAUUACAUAAUAUUUCAAAUUAUUUACGAAAUACAGAACUGUGCGAAAUGUAUAUCAAUUAUACACAGUUAUGCUGAAUAGCUUUUUAAAAAUUUCUACUUUCUUAUAAAAAAUUAAACACUAGACCUCUGCAGAUGCACUUGUCCUUAUCUUGCAAUGGUUAAAGGUCUUAUAUUACACAAAAUUGUAAUAUUUUUUCUUGAAGCCAUGUCAUGUUGUUUUCUCAUCAAAGGCCUAAGCAUUCCUUUAUUAUUACAACAUCUCCAAAGCUCAACAUGCUCUGGUCCUCCUUGUGAUGUCAUGACAUGGUAGUUUUCCUGUAUUACCACAUGACAUCACAAGGUGGAUUUUCUGUUUGAGAGUUUGUGUGUUAAACAUGUGUGAAUGAAACAAAACACAACUUCAGAUAGUUUGUGAUGAGGAAAUAACAUAAUAUAGAUCAGAGAAGAGCAUAAUAUGGGCCCUUUAGGAUAUAGUGCUACUUCAAAUAGCCAAAAAACCUUUAAGAUAUUAAUUUGAGUGAUAUUAGCACAUCACAUUUCCAUGACUUAAAAUAGUAGUAAUAUAUAUUUAUUUAAACCUUUAUUUUCUCUCUAUAAAACGAGUACUGGACACACCUGGCUUACAUGCUGUUUGUUUUUACUUUAUAUGUAUUGGUACACUUGUGCACGGUUUACUGAAGUUUUGCAUUGAGAAGAGCCAAGACCAGAUUUUAAAUACCUUAGACCUUACUUUGAGACCAAAAACUUUUUUCUUUUUUGUCACUGUUGUGUUGUUGACGUUUGUUGUCUAUAGUUGUGUUUUGCAUGGAUUUAUAUCUGCCAGUGUUUGUGUUUAAAGUGAAGUUUUUACCAUUUAAUGUGACACUGAUGGGCUAUGUGGACUGAGCCUAUAUUUUACAUUAUAUUAGCUACUGUUCAAGACAAUCGAAUCCAAAAAGCUGUAUAUUUUCAAUCAGGCUUCAUUUUGAGAUUUUCUACUUUUAUAACAACAUGUAUACUGUAUAUGUGUGUUCACUGUCACUGUUUUAAACCCUGUGGUUCUGAACUGGAGGGACCUAAUUAUAAAUUAUGCUGUUGUUUCACACAUCUAAUUAAACAAAUGUAUGAACAUUUAUGGCCUGGUCAGGUUUACUCCCAGUUUAGCCCCUGUAUUGUAUUGCGUGGGAACAUGGCCUAAAACUGCUCAAGGAACUUAUUCUUGGGUUUCACCUUCCUGUUAUAGGCAGAAUUUUGAGGACUUUUUCACAUUCUAUAGAUAUAAUUUUUAGUUUUAAAUUGUUAAUCAUUAUGUAUGAUUCUGAAACUCAUGGAUACCGUUAAUCUUCCCACUGUCCACAUUUAGGGCCCAGACCACCAGUUGAGAACCACUGGCCUUUCCCAUGCACGUUAUCACUGAAAAUGCCUUACAGUUAUCUGUUUAAUUAUUUUUUGCCGUAGCUUGUGCAUUUUGUGGUUAUGUUUUGUUGAAGUGCUUGUUGAUAGUGUUUUAAUAUGCCUGCCUGUGCGUGCAUUCACGGUGCAUUCCUACUGACAGACGCAUUAGGUCAUUGUUGGCAAAAACCAGUUGCACUUGGCUUUUGAUUAUUAUUAUUGUUAUAUACAUACUAUAUUGAUGUUUUGAUCAUGUCAGUGAUUUGAAACUUGUCACUUUUAAAAUGAUUUCUGAGAAAACUUAUAUGAAGCAUUUGUGUUUGAUAUGAAGUGCAUUGCUUUGUAUGCUUUUCCAGAAGUUUAACAGAUUCUAUGUACAUAUUAAAAUGUAUGUACAAUAAAUAUGUUUAUGGAGUCUGCACCACAAUAGUUAGUUUAUAUUGUGUCUUUUUGGACUGGGAUUCAAACAUAGAUUGCAGAGAAGAAUCAGA